Messenger RNA from Colletotrichum acutatum, 1515 nucleotides. Its product is annotated as velvet factor-domain-containing protein. The coding region runs from base 306 to 1478 and encodes 390 amino acids. Lineage: Eukaryota; Fungi; Ascomycota; Sordariomycetes; Glomerellales; Glomerellaceae. The record is from RefSeq and is a predicted model, not a curated record. The transcript has 4 exons.
AUCGCUUCCAUCAUCAACGGCUCCUCGCACUCGAACAAUCAACUAUCGUCUUUCUCACCGCGCCGCCCGUUUCGGAGAUACAAAAGUCUUUCGUCGACACGGCGGCAGGCCAUCUUCCCGGGUAUCAAACCUACCUUGCUACGCUGGGCCAACAUCGAACGAACUGCCCCUAUCUCCGACGUGUCAGGACAUUCUGGACAUAAAAGACCAAAUAUUCAUCUUACUACCAAGGAACAACGAACCGCGGGACACCUCACCACACAUUACAUUGUCAUCCGACGCAUACCAAUCAGACACAACGACAAAUGUCGUACCAAUCCAGUUGGCACACGGGUCCGGCCCCCGACCCCCAAGACAUAACGAGGGAUAGGGACUCGUUACGUCUGGUAAUUGCACAAGCACCGCAGCACGCGAAAGUAGCAACUGGCAAAGAAAAAGAUCGUAAACCUAUUGACCCUCCACCGAUUCUCAAAAUCGACCUAAGAAGCCACAACCAAAAUUACGCAAACUUCAUUCUGUCUAGCCCUAGCUUGUUCGUCCAGGUCUACCUCAAGCCCGGCGAUAAGAAAACCAAAAUGGACCCCGAAACCUGUGCCAAAGGCUUGGUGGGAUCGACAGUUUCCUCCCUGCAAAAGUAUAAGAGCAUCGAUGGCCAAGACGAAGGCUACUUUGUAUUUCCCGACCUCUCUGUCAAGAUGGAGGGCCUCUUCAAGCUGAGAUUUGCGCUGUAUAACAUGAAGGGCGGCGAGGUGUACUUCAUGACAGAGAUGGAAUCCCACGGCUUCCAAGUUCAUACGGCGCGGUCCUAUCCUGGCAUGAGUUCGUCAACGGAUUUGACCCGUCAUCUCAGCGAUCAAGGCUGCCGACUGCGGAUUCGAAAAGAUUCGCAAGUUGUCAAGAAUCGCAAACGACAGUUCCAAUACGGCAUGGACUCUGAGCAAAUGCGCAACGUGCGGCAACGCCAAGGCAUGGCUCAACUAGCCCAACAAGCCCAGCGCUCGAAAGAUCUCUCACAGCAGCAGGGCUUCUCUCACCAGGGUUCUGCGACGGGAGUUCCCAGCCCGGCAUCGUCUUCUCACGGAAGCGCGCAAGCGUCCGCCGGGGCAAUAAUGCAACAGACGAGUCGGCACCAAGUCCAGGCGGUCAGCUACGCGCAUCCACAGCCUUUGAUGGCACAUUCCAUGCCAGGGAUAAUGGGCAUGCAAUUACCGCAUUCGUCAGUGUAUCCGCCACCAACGCCAUCUUCUGGACUGUCUGUUGCUUCGCUUCCCUCGACUUCGCCUACGCAGAGCCCGGACUUGGUGACUCCUUCGUACUAUCGGCUUGACGCAGGCCUCUACGAUUAUACAGCAACCCAAAACAGCUUAGGGGACACCUUCUUUCCACAAUCUCACCAACCUUACAAGACUGAACAAUAUUGGGAAAGAGACCCUGAUAGUAGGAUCAACAGUCACGGACAUGGCCAUAGCCAAAGCUAAGGUGCUAGAGCUAUGAUCAAGGUUCAGGUUGAGGGCA